AAUCAAUAAAGUCAAAAACCAUGUUACACUGUGAUAUGAUUUUAAAGAAACGGCCUUGACAGGACAGAAAGGGUGGGACAUGUACUAUUAUUUAUGGUUGAGUGUUUAUUUUGUCGACGCUUCCAAAAAACACUGGGUUACGUCAUGUAUUGGAACUUUGCUCCAAUCAGGACUCGCUCUGAACUAACGUCUAUGGCUUUGAAGCGCGAGGGCUCAGCGUCAAUGCUACCAACAAUGGCCGAGAUUCAAAAACACCGGCAAAGCGACAUCCACCAGCAAGCGGCCAACAGCCACCUGCAACAGACCCAUGCUAGGGCUACCUGAGAGAAGUUACUAUUGUGGUUUAGUAUUGGACAGUCUAUGGGUUGAUUAGGUUAGCUAAGCAGAGAACCCUAUAUUGACAAAAGGAGUGUCAGCAGCAAGACUAGGCGCUCUUGGAAUAAAAGAAAAAGAGGCGCCCAAAUCUGUCCCUUCGGUGGACGGGUCCCCUCUCUGCGCUUUGAGCGCCACUCUCGCGGAGCUAUCGCAACAAUGGACUCAGGUCUCCACGGGGAGCUCACUCUGUGUGCCACAUCUCAGUGGGUCAGUGGUAGAUAUGCCUCGUAACGUGUGUUCUUUCCCAUGUUAACAUCGUUCUCUGGUAGUGUUUCCUUCACUCGCGUUUGGUAGGUCCAGAGGAAUAGGACUGAAGAUGCCUGGACGGAACAGGUACAAUCUGGUGGACGAUGUCGCGGAUUCGCGGGUCCCCCUCCAUAACGAAGAAGCGUACCAACACGGGAUACAUUUUCAAGCUAAGUAUGUGGGCAGUCUGGAUGUUCCCAGGCCCAACAGUCGUAUGGAGAUCGUAGCAGCCAUGAGGAGGAUCAGGUAUGAGUUCAAGGCCAAGAACAUCAAGAAGAAAAAAGUGAGCAUCAUUGUGUCUGUGGACGGAGUCAAGGUAGUCCUCCGGAAGAAACAGAAGAGGAAAGAGUGGACCUGGGACGAGAGCAAGAUGCUGAUCAUGUCUGACCCCAUAUACAGGAUUUUCUACGUGUCCCAUGACUCCCAGGACCUGAAGAUCUUCAGCUACAUCGCCAGAGAUGGCUCCAACAACUCCUUCAGGUGUAACGUCUUCAAAUCCAAGAAGAAGACCCAGGCCAUGCGUAUAGUGCGUACGGUGGGCCAGGCGUUUGAGGUGUGUCAUAAGCUUAGUCUGCAGCACGCCCAUCAGGGUAUAGAUGGACAGGCAGACGGAGAGAGUGACAAGUCCACAGAGGACAGCCCCGCUGAGGGUCAUCAGUUGACAGGGGUGGAGGAGGAGGAGGAGGAGGAGGAGGGGUUUGGAGAGGAAGGGGAGCCCCAGGCACAGUCCCAGUCUGUGUGUGAGCAGGCGGUCAACGAGAUCCUCCAGAGUCUGGCCCAACUUAACGUGAUCCAGCCUGGACACACCAUCAUGGACUAUGAGAGCCGCUCCAGCUACAUGGUGUCUCCGAAUGGCGUGGUUUCUCCCAGCAGCCCCUGCUCUCCGCUUCUGACCCCGCUGGCGGCGCAUCACUACCUCCAGCUCCUCCAACAGCAGAUCCAACAGCAGCAGCAACACACACAGGUGGCCGUCGCACAGGUGCAGCUCCUGAAGGAUCAGAUGUCAGUGGAGACCGCAGCUCGUGUAGAGGCUCAGGCUCGUGUCCACCAGCUGCUACUACAGAACAGAGACCUGCUCCAGCACCUGUCUCUGCUGGUCACACAGCUCAAACACCUGGAGAGCAAGGCACCGGGACCGGGGGAGAAACAUACAGCUGGACUGGGACCGGGGGAGAGACAGGGUCACAAUGAUCAGGAGUCGUCAUGGACGACCAGGUCUCUGUCACUCAACCUGAAAAACCAUUACAGCUUGAGCAGCAUGGACCAGCCCAUCACCUCCACCCCUGCAGGGCCACUCCAAACCCCCCCCCUCACCGCUUCCCAGGUGGAUGGUGCCGAGUCCUACCUCAACCUCCUCAACCUGGAGAAUGGGACCAAACCACUGGGCUCUCAAAACGGGGGGGAGACAGAGACAGACACACUCAUCAGAAGAACAUCCAAUGGGAAGCCAGGGCGGAAAGACAGCUCGGAAGUGUCGUCAAAUGAGAUUGUGCGGUUCGAAACAAGGAAUUUGACAGCCCUGGAUGAAAGGUUUAAACAGAUCAUCCCUAAAUUGGACCCGCCUCCCCCGUCCUUCAACCGUAAGCGAGCCAGCCGAACUGUCUCUCCGGGGUUGGAGUUCAACCCGCUGACCAUGCCCCUGACCACACAAGUAGACGGGAAUGGUGGCGUUCCGAGCCGGAGCGAGAGCCUGUCCUUCCCAGACAUCACGCCCUGCUCCCUCUCUUCCGGACUCUCAGGAGACUUCCACCAGCUCAGCAACGGAGGCGGCGAAAGUGGCUCGUGCGGCUCAGCUAGCGAGGAUUCCGGCGUCCGCUCCGAGACUAAAUCGCAUCUCUCGCCUCUCCACGACGAAGAGGACCCGUUUGGGGACAGGGGGGCGUUCCUGACUGCCUCUAGCGGCUGUGGCAGCCCCCUAGAAGACAUGAAGGGGGAAUCUGCGCCCCUGUCAUGCGUCACCACCACCCCAGGCACACACGAGGACAGCUACGAGCACACGCUCCCCUUCUCCUCCCCCAUCAAUGACACCUGUCUGCACAUCAGCUUCUCAGAGGAUGAGUUGCUGGACAGCAGCCCUGAGGACUCCAGUGUCCCACAACGGAGCUAGGAAGACGGGCUGGGAGAGCUACUACAGGCCGUGACUUCAUUAGAGGCCUCUGGGGCUGGGGGCUCCUAGCUGACUGAUGCUGCAACAGACACCACACAAUAAAAUGACUGACACAGACUGUUAUCAGAGCUUCUAACGCACUCUGAAAUGCAAUAGUGUUUUGUAGGCCUCAUUCGGUCCAUAUUCCUAAAAUGUUGAGUGAGCUGGAUUUCAAGACUAGUUUUUCUGUCCUUUCACAACACACAGCUGGACAGAAUUGUACAUGACCUGAACAUAUUUCAACACAUUCACAGAAAAGGAACAUGAAAUGAUCUAUUAUUCUAUAAAUUAUUGCCAUAUGGA
Messenger RNA from Oncorhynchus tshawytscha (Chinook salmon), 3070 nucleotides. Its product is annotated as carboxyl-terminal PDZ ligand of neuronal nitric oxide synthase protein. Bases 692 to 2728 code for a protein of 678 amino acids. Gene Ontology annotation, molecular function: nitric-oxide synthase binding. Lineage: Eukaryota; Metazoa; Chordata; Actinopteri; Salmoniformes; Salmonidae. The transcript is spliced from 11 exons. The record is from RefSeq and is a predicted model, not a curated record.